UAAAGGAAGCGCUACAACUGUGCUGUGAACACGGUAUCCUUUGUGUCCAUUAUUACAGAUUAAGUCUGAAGCCGGUAACAUCAACAGUGAGGACAAACCCAGCCUGCCUCUCUCCUUCCACACUGAGUCCAAACCUACAGUCACUGGGUCCUGAUUGUGACAGUGGAGCCCAGUUUGCUCUGCAGGAUCCAGAGAUGGCAUCAGUGAAGCUGGAAGACUGCAGUCAAACACUGGAGCUGAAUGUCAACAUUAAAGAUGAAGAAGAGGAGAAAUCGGUUUCUCUUAGACAACUAGAAUUAAGUCUGAGUUCGGUAACAUCAACAGUGACAACAAACCAAGCCUGCCUCUCUCCUUCCACACUGAGUCCAAACCUACUGUCACUGGGUCCUGAUUGUGACAGUGGAGCCCAGUUUUCACUGCAGGAUCCAGAGAUGAAGCUCGAAGACUGCAGUCAAACAAUGGAGCUGAAUGUCAGCAUUAAAGAUGAAGAAGAUAAGAUUGAGAAAUCUCUUUCUCAAGGAGACCAUGUUGAGACAUUCUCUACAUCCAGAGAGAAACAGCAGGAAGAUCACAGAGCUAAGAGGUCUCACCACUGCCCACAUUGUGAGGAGAAUUUUUCACUUCUAUCAAAGCUAAAAUUACAUUUAAAAAUACACACAGGAGAGAAUCUGUUUUCCUGUACUGACUGUGGGAAGAAUUUCACAACCUCAAAGGCUCUGACAGUUCAUCAGAGAGUGCACAGAGGAGAGAAGUCAUACCCCUGCUCUGACUGUGGAAAGAGUUUCUCUCAACUGUGCACCUUAAAAAGACAUGAACAUAUACAUACAGGAGAGAAGCCUUACUCCUGCCCUGACUGUGGAGGGAGUUUCUCUCAACUGUACAACUUAAAAAGACAUGAACGCAUACAUACAGGAGAGAAGACUUACUCCUGCUCUGACUGUGACAAAUGCUUCAAAAGAUCAACUGCUCUAAAGGUUCAUCAGAGAACACACACAGGAGAAAAGCCUUACUCCUGCUCUGACUGUGAAAAAUGCUUCAAAAGAUCAACUGCUCUAAAGGUUCAUCAGAGAACACACACAGGAGAAAAGCCUUACUCCUGCUCUGACUGUGAAAAAUGCUUCAAAAGAUCAACUGCUCUAAAGGUUCAUCAGAGAACACACACAGGAGAAAAGCCUUACUCCUGCUCUGACUGUGGAAGGAGUUUCUCUAAACUGUACAACUUAAAAACACAUGAACGUAUACACACAGGAGAGAAGCCUUACUCCUGCUUUUACUGUGAAAAAAUCUUCAGAACAUCAACUGAUCAAAAAGUUCAUCAGAGAAAUCACACAGGAGAUAAGCCUUACACCUGCUCUGACUGUGGAAAGAGUUUCUCUCAACUGGGCGACUUAAAAACACAUGAACGUAUACACACAGGAGAGAAGCCUUUCUCCUGCUCUGACUGUGAAAAAUGCUUCAAAACAUCAACUGAGCAAAAAGUUCAUCAGAGAACACACACAGGAGAGAAGCCUUACUCCUGCUCUGGCUGUGGAAAGAGAUUCUCUCAACUGGGCAACUUAAAAACACAUGAACGUUUACAUACAGGAGAGAAGCCUUACUCCUGCUCUGACUGUGGAAAGAGUUUCUCUCAACUGGGCGACUUAAAAACACAUGAACGUUUACAUACAGGAGAGAAGCCUUACUCCUGCUUUUACUGUGAAAAAAUCUUCAGAACAUCAACUGAGCAAAAAGUUCAGCAGAGAACACACACAGGAGAGAAGCCUUACUCCUGCUCUGACUGUGGAAAGAGUUUCUCUAAACUGGGGGACUUAAAAACACAUGAACGUAUACACACAGGAGAGAAGCCUUACUCCUGCUCUGACUGUGGAAAGAGUUUCUCUAAACAGCACAACUUAAAAAGACAUGAACGUAUGCAUAUAGGAGUGAAGCCUUAAUCCUGCUCUGAUUGUGUAAAAUGUUUCACAGCAUCAACUGACCUAAAAGUUUGUCAGAACACACACUGGAGAGAAGCAUUACUCCUGCUCUUAAUGUGGCAAGAGUUUCUCCCGAUUGGGAAAUGUAAAGACACACCAACAGAUACAUAGUUGACCGAAGCCUUAUCAAAGCACUGACUGUGAGAAGAGAUUCUACAGAUUGGGCCAUUUAAAAAGACACCAAUGUGUACAUAAAGGAGAGAAGCCUCAUCAGUUCUCUCAGACCAGCUAAGAUUAGACACUCCACUUCAUUCUCAUGUCAGUAAAUAAUUGGCAACAUUGAAUUGGAUCAAAUGAAGUGUAGAACGCUCUAUUGUAAAAAUAGAAAAAACACAACAACAAAAAACAUAUAAGGACACCUGCUUUUUCCAUAGCAGACCAGGUGGGCUAAGGAAUGGAAAAAUUGGAAACAUACUGCCUGGUCUGAUGAAUCCCUGUUCCUGCUGUUUCAUGCUGAUGGGAGGACUGGGGUAUGGAGGAAACCACGAGUACAUACAUCCAGUGGUGGAAAAAGUACCUAACUGUCAUACUGAGUGAAAGUAAUGAAACCUUAAUAGAAAAUUACUCAAGUCAAAGUGAGUCACCCAGUAAAAUACUACCUCAGUAAAAGUCUAAAAGCUUUUGUUUGUAAAUAUACUUAUGUAUUAAAAGUAAUUGCUAAAAUAUACUCCAUUAAAAGUAUGAAUAAUUUCAAAUUCCUUAAAUUAAGCAAACCAAACUGUACAACUGUGUUGUGUUUUGUUUUUAUAUUACAGAUAGCCAGGGGCAGACUCCAACACUCAGACAUCACUUACGAACGAUGCAUUUGUGUUUAGUGAGUCUUCCAGAUCAGAGGCAGUAGGGAUGACCAGGGAUGUUCUCUGUUUAGUGAGUCUGCCAGAUCAGAGGCAGUAGGAAUGACCAGGGAUGUUCUCUGUUUAGUGAGUCUUCCAGAUCAGAGGCAGUAGGAAUGACCAGGGAUGUUCUCUGUUUAGUGAGUCUGCCAGAUCAGAGGCAGUAGGAAUGACCAGGGAUGUUCUCUUGAUAAGUGCGUGAAUUGGACCAUUUUCUGUUCAGCUAAUCAUAAAAAAAUGUAACAAGUACUUUUGGGUGUCGGGGAAAAUGUAUGGAGUAAAAAGUACAGUUUGUUUAGGAAUGUAGUGAAGUAAAAGUUGUCAAAAAUAUAAAUAGGAAAGUACAGAUACUACAGAAACUACUAAAGUAGUUCUUUAAAUAAUUUUUACUUCAGUACUUUACACUGCAUGCAUCCAUGCCAUGUGUCAGCAUUUCAGACUGGUGGUGUGUUUUCAGGCCACACAUUGGGCCCCUUGAUAAAAGUUGAGCAAUGUUUGAAUGCCACAGGAUAUUGUGAGAGCAAAAUUGCAAGAUUAUGUUAUAUUUGUUUUAUUUUAUCAAAUGGUUGUUUUGUGCAACAGAAUAGAAGUUUCUUAUAACUAUGGUUUCUGUGUGAACUGAAAAGUGGGUCUCUGGGAGAUUUAACACUGACAGAAGAUUUACAUUGUCUUGGGUUGAUAAACCUAACAAGACCGCAUUCCAUAGCAUGAGUUAAUGUUUCUGUCCUGAGGUACCAGGGGGAGAUUGCUCCAAUGUGGAGUUGGGGGGGCCAGACCCUGGUCUCUACACAAUGAGAAAUUAGUAUAUUUCAUACGAAUCCUUACCUUGUGGCCCAUUUCAUAAAGCUGUUGUUUGUAAUGAACAUCCAGGAGGAUGGACUUUGCUAUAAAAUGCUGUGGCUUUAGUCCUGCUGGUUGGGCUCUCAACGAAUCACCUACGGCACGGUCAUUGACCAGCUCCAUUACUGCAGUAAUUAACUAAUAAAGUUAGAUUGUUUUGAAGAAAUGUAUAAGUCUCUCCUUUUGAUUACAAUAAUUCCACCACAAUAUCUAAACAUCAUUGCCAAUCAGGUGCAUCCCUUCAUGGCGGCAGUUUAUCCAUCUGCAAAUUGAUUUUCUUUUCAUUAGGAUUAUGCCUUAUGCCACAAGGCUUGUCCAGGAAUGGUUCCCAGAACAGCUCAUUGAAUUCCCUGUAAUUGUACAUCUGUGGGGCGAGAUGGAACGAGCUAUUCGGAGAAGAUCCACUCCCAGCCAACUUGACACAAUUGUAGGAAGCAUUGGAGUCAACUUGGACCAGCAUCCCUGUCGAACGCUCUCAACACCUUGGACAGUCUAUGCCCAAAGAUUUUAGGCUGACAUUCUAGAUGAUUCUGUGUAUCGUAAGUUCAAAUAAAGUUCACAUAAUAAUAAUUUCUAAAAUCUAACAAUUUGAUGAAAUUAUAGCCUAUUUGGUAA
Oncorhynchus masou masou (cherry salmon) is the source of this 4261-nucleotide messenger RNA. Its product is annotated as zinc finger protein 345-like. Gene Ontology annotation, cellular component: nucleus. Gene Ontology annotation, biological process: regulation of transcription by RNA polymerase II. Bases 195 to 1934 code for a protein of 579 amino acids. The transcript has 4 exons. NCBI's taxonomy places the organism in Eukaryota, Metazoa, Chordata, Actinopteri, Salmoniformes, Salmonidae. The record is from RefSeq and is a predicted model, not a curated record. Gene Ontology annotation, molecular function: DNA-binding transcription factor activity, RNA polymerase II-specific; RNA polymerase II cis-regulatory region sequence-specific DNA binding.